CUCAAAUCCACUCGAUCCAUUCUCUCUCAUCAACUCUCUCUCUCUCUCUCUCUCUUCAAUUCUUCAACCCCCGUACGGGUUCCGGAGGAAGACCGAUCGAUCUACCACAGGACCGACGACUUCAUGAUGUCACGCGGCUGUCACGAUUGUGAUUGCGCCGUCUGUGAUUGCGCCGUCGCGGGGUGCGGCGGCGAGAUCGUGUUGUUCGGCGUGCGAGUGAAGGCGGACCCCAUGAGGAAGUGCGUUAGCAUGAAUAAUCUGUCGGAUUACGAACGGCCUAUGGAAUCUUCUAACGCCGCUCCCGCCCCCGGUUCCGCCUCCGCCGACGAGGGCGGUCACCACCAGGGCUCCGUGAAUCGCGAGCGUAAGCGAGGUGUCCCGUGGACCGAGAAAGAGCACAAGUUGUUCCUCUUAGGACUGGAAAAAGUAGGCAAAGGGGACUGGAGAGGGAUUUCAAGGAAUUAUGUGAAGACUCGUACGCCAACACAAGUGGCCAGCCACGCUCAGAAACACUUCCUCCGGCGGAACAAUCACAACCGGCGUCGCCGUCGAUCUAGCCUCUUUGAUAUCACAACUGAUUCGGUCACUGCAGUUCCAAUGGAAGAAGAAAAGGUUCAUCAAGAAAGCAAAACUCAAUUGCUUCAGUCACGAACCCAGCCACUACCUCCACUACCGGCUUCCAAUAUCACUGGUUCUCGAGUGCUGCCUUUUCCUGUGUCUAUGGGUCCCGUUUUAAUACCAGUACAGAUUGAGAAUGCAACAGGAAACCUGACCCUAGGACACGUUAAUGAAAUGAAUCAUGAGCCGGUAAUCCGUCCGAUUAGUUUUUUUCCGAUCCCCAAUGCAUCAACAGUCAUACGUGCUAACGUAAAUCAGACGUCGUCGGUGGAUCCCUCACCAUUGUCGCUCAAGCUGUCCUUGACACACGAUCAGAAUCAGCCGUCAAGGCAUUCGUUGUGUCCGGUGAUGCCAAGCUUCAACAAGGGGGAUAGCAUCAUCAGUGUUUCAUGAUUAAGUAUAUCACAUGAAAGAAAACUAUGAAAACCAUGAAGGAUGGAAAGAUCAGGUAAUUAAUGUGACUAGAGCCGAUCCUUGGUGCUAUACAGACCAAAAGCAUUGUGAUGCCUUAUUGUCCUCUUUGUUUUGUGCUCUUUAUCUCAAGAUUCUUGUUUAGUAGUAUAUGUCUAUUCAUUUUUCUAGUUGUGGAUACCUGAGAGCACUCAGGACCCUAUAGUCUGCUGCUGUUCUGGGUAUGUUUGGUCUGGUGGUUUUCAUAGGGCCUUAUUUCGGGAAAAUAUAUAAUGGGUCUACUAGUGGACAGUCAUUGUAUUACCAUUUAUGAAGGAAUAUUCGGGCUUUGUUGCUUUA
This is a messenger RNA of Rhododendron vialii, 1368 nucleotides long. RefSeq names its product transcription factor MYB1R1-like. The record is from RefSeq and is a predicted model, not a curated record. Gene Ontology annotation, biological process: response to auxin; response to gibberellin; response to ethylene. Gene Ontology annotation, molecular function: DNA binding. NCBI's taxonomy places the organism in Eukaryota, Viridiplantae, Streptophyta, Magnoliopsida, Ericales, Ericaceae. Bases 124 to 1011 code for a protein of 295 amino acids. The transcript has 3 exons.